AUGGGCUUCUCGAAGCCGCCUGUUCAGGCGCUCAAAGCCGCCAACAAGCUCAAGCGCCAGGAGCUCUUCGUUCAGCACAAGAAGGCAAAGGACAAGGAGCGCCACGAGGAGCGACAUCGCCGCAAGAAGGAGGAGAAUCGCGACCCAUCACUGAAAGCGGCGCGACUCGCGAAGAACAAGGCAGUUACACUAGACGAGAAGCGAGUGUGGGACGAUGGCGAUGAUGAUAGCCUCGGCGCAGUUGUCGACCUGGAGCAAUUGAGGAAGCGACGCAUUGCGGAGGCCGAGGCCGAGGAGCAGGCUGCUUUGGACGCAGAGAUGAAGGACGCGGAGGGCGACGAAGAUGACGACGAUAACGACAGUAUGCUGGACUCGGACGAAGAAGACGAUGAGGAACGGCAGGCCGCGAAGGAGCGACAGCGGGAGAAGCGCGCGGCGCGAGACAACAGCAUCGCCCCAUCCACAACGAGCACGAACCUCGACCUGACUCCUUCCUCACUCGCGCUCAAGUUCCCUUCGCUCUUCUCCGAUGUCCCGCCUCCGACGCCCAAGAUCCUCUUCACCACGUCCCUCAACUCCACGAUCCACGAUGAAGCGCAGCUCAUCUCGACCCUGUUCCCCAACACGACCUACAUUCGUCGCUCGGGCCACCGCUACGGAUACAAGUACUCCCUGCGCGAGAUUUGCAAGUUUGCGACGAACCGCGACUAUACAGCAGUCGUCCUCGUCAAGGAGGACCUCAAGAAGCCUACGGGCAUGUCCAUUGUGCAUCUCCCUGCCGGCCCGACGUUCCACUUUAGCAUCUCGAGCUGGGUCGAGGGCAAGAAGCUCCCCGGCCAUGGCAACCCUACCAAUCACUACCCCGAGCUGAUCCUCAACAACUUCAAGACGCCCCUGGGCUACCUCACGGCGAAGAUGUUCCAGACGCUCUUCCCGCCGCAACCGGAGUUCCAGGGCCGACAGGUUGUGACCCUGCAUUGCCAGCGCGACUUCAUCUUCCUCCGGCGCCAUCGAUACGUCUUUCGCGAAAAGCGCACGACAGAGAAGAACAUCGUGGGCGCGGACGGCAAGGAGGUCAAGGGAGUCGAAGGCCUCCGUGUGGGUCUGCAGGAGCUGGGCCCGCGAUUCACGCUGAAAUUGAGGAGAGUAGACAAAGGCAUCGGCCGGGCAGGAAGCGAAGGAAGCGAUGCCACUCAGUGGGAAUGGAAGGCCAAGAUGGAGAAGGAUCGCAAGCGCUUCAACUUGUAA
Molecule: messenger RNA, 1248 nt
Organism: Purpureocillium lilacinum
Lineage: Eukaryota; Fungi; Ascomycota; Sordariomycetes; Hypocreales; Ophiocordycipitaceae
Biological process (GO): maturation of LSU-rRNA; maturation of 5.8S rRNA
Cellular component (GO): nucleolus; preribosome, large subunit precursor
Molecular function (GO): rRNA primary transcript binding
Source: RefSeq, a predicted model, not a curated record